CAUGUUAGCGAGGAGAUGCGAGUUAGCCGAAACUCUUCACAUAACAUGUCCGUGAAAUAGUCCGCAUAAAGUUCAAAGUGCGGAGUGUUUUUGGAGUUUUAGUUCGUGAACCCCUCACUGCUCGAGGAUGUUUUCGUCUGCCUGGAAUUUUGUUAAACGCCACAAAAGGAAAUUUAUUUUCGCCGGAGCUGUAGUUGGAGGAGUGUACUUCCUGGGUAAAUAUGCCCAGAAGAAGAUCAGAGAGCUCCAGGAGAAGGAGGCGACGGAGUACAUUGAUCAGGCAAGAAGGCAGUUCCACUUCGAAAGCAACCAGAGGACCUGCAACAUGACUGUGCUGUCCAUGCUCCCUCCACUGAGAGAAGCCAUCAUCAGUCAACUCAACUCAGAAAGUCUCACUGCACUACUGAAGACCAAACCAGGUAAUAAACUGGAGAUCUGGGAAGAUUUAAAGAUCAUCAGUUUCACCCGCACUGUUGUGGCAGUGUACAGCACCUGCAUGCUGGUCGUUUUACUGAGAGUCCAGCUGAACAUCAUCGGAGGAUAUCUGUACCUGGACAACUCUGUGGGAAAGAACGGAAUGACUCCUCUUGCUCCCCCAGAUGUCCAGCAGCAGUACCUGUCCAGUAUCCAGCAUCUACUAGGCGAUGGUUUGACAGAGUUGAUGACGGUGGUGAAGAAGGCAGUACAGAACUCACUGGGAGGGGUGUCUUUGAAGCAGAGCAUGUCCCUGCUGGAGCUGGAGCAGCAGCUGAGCUGGAUCAGAGCGGAGGUGGAGGCGGGCUCUGAGCGGCCACUGUCCUGGUACAUGCUGGCUGAUGACGAGAACGCGCUCGCCGACCAGGCGUGUGGGUUGACGGAAAACGAUGUUAUGACCAUCAGACUGUUAAAUGAGACCAGAGACAUGUUGGACAGUCCAGACUUCACCACCGUCCUAAACGCCUGCCUGAACCGGGGCUUCUCUCGACUUCUUGACAACCUGGCAGAGUUCUUCCGCCCGCCUCCUGGUGACUCCACCCUCAGCUCUGCACCUGAUAGUCUGUCUGCAGUCUGUCUGCCGCUGGCGAAGAUUAUCCCCAUCAUCAACGGUCAGAUCAACACCAUCUGCAGUGAGACUCCCAGCCACUUUGUUCAGGACCUGCUGCUGAACGACCAGGUGAAGGAGUUUGCAGCCAACGUCUACGAGACCUUCAGCAUGCCACAGGAGCUGCAGAAAUAAUCAGCCGAUCGUGAGGAGGACAAGAAGAGAGGGAGAAAAACAGAAAUGACAAAAGCCGUGGACGGUUUACCCCUCCUCCGCUCAGAGAGACGCGUCUCUCCUCAGCAUCCUGUGGACUUUUCGCUCUGUGACGGUGAAGAUUUGUGGUGAAAACGUCCACAACAAAACAUUCACAGGAGCAUCUGUGUCCCCUCUGUGAACGGCACCGUGAUGGAUUAUUGAACUGGUAGAGGAGGAAGAGACCUGCACUGGGUUUGUCGUCACAGCUGAGCCUGUGAUAAACCCUGGCACCACUGCAUUAUGGGAACUAGUGUCUGAUUUAAGCUGGUAAUGUGGUUUUAAUUCAUCCUGACAGGCGGGAAACAAGCGGGAAAACGCUAAAACUAUCUAAAGGUGCAUUGAAGGAUCAGGCACGGCUGUUAGGAGCCGAUCUCCACAGUUUUCAAACGAGAUGAAUUCGAAGCAAAAUCAGUUUGUCGAUGUUACCGAUUUUAGGACGACUUUCCCCUUUUCUGUCAGCGCUGGUGAUUGUUUCAUGUCCGUUCACGACUCAGCUGUUCAGUCUACAAGGUGUUAGGUUUUCUUUCUUUUAAUCAAACGUUAAAUCCUGUUUUUCUAGCGCACUUUGGCCAGUAGGUGUCACUCUUCUUCAGCUGUUGUGGGAAUCCCUCUGCACCGACACCCUUUCACUUCAUAUGAACGACUUCAUUUCAGUUCAGUUUUGUUUCUCCUGUUUUUAAGUCGAGUUAAAUCCAAUCUAAAUUUGUGCUUCCAUUUUUUUUAUAAUAUUGGUUUCACAUGUCACGAAUGGCUGAUGACUGAUUUUUGGAACGAAAUCCUUCGGCCUGAAGAACAGUGUUUCCCUCUUCUUUCAGUUUUACACCUGUUUUUUCACUGAGUUUGUGUGAAUGAGACAUCUUUGGAGAUCUGAAAUGAUUUUGGAGUCGUACUUGUAUUAAGUAGGGCUGCAACGAUUAUUAUUGAUUAAUCUGCCGAUUAUUUUUCUGAUUAAACAUUUUGGCUGUAAAAUACCAGAAAACUAAAAAGCUGUGAACGGCAAAUAUUUAACAUUGUCCCUUUAAAAAGUUAAAUUAUUUGAUCAUAAUGAUUGAUAAAGAUUAGUCGAUUCAUCGUUGCAGCUCUAAUUACAAGACUGUUAUCCAAAGCCCUGAAACCUGUACAAGUCUAUAAACUGCACAGUGCUUCUCAGUCCUGCUCCCGUCGACCCCAGGUGCUGCAUGUUCUCUGACUCUUCACACUCAGCGUCUGAUUGGCUGAAAGCACAUCAGGUGCUGGCGAACACACCUGAUUCCACUCAUCGUCGAUGGGCAGAGCAGGGGGAGGUGGAAAAGAUGCAGCAUGUAGAGUCUGAGUCAGUGAGACGAGGCGAAGGUAUCGUCUUAUAUCACAGUUCCUCGUUUGAGCCGAGCAGACUGAUUGUCAGUGACGUGUUUCAUGUGCCGUCGUUCAGUCUGGAUAACGUGGCAUUUCUCAUUUUCUUGUUUCAUACAGUACUUAUACAACUUCUCAGUGUUUGAAAUUUGUUUACAGGUGAUCUGAGUCAUCCAGGUGCCUGUAAUCAAAG
This is a messenger RNA of Toxotes jaculatrix (banded archerfish), 2801 nucleotides long. RefSeq names its product peroxisomal biogenesis factor 3 (gene pex3). The record is from RefSeq and is a predicted model, not a curated record. Gene Ontology annotation, cellular component: peroxisomal membrane. Gene Ontology annotation, molecular function: protein-macromolecule adaptor activity. Bases 128 to 1216 code for a protein of 362 amino acids. The transcript has 12 exons. Lineage: Eukaryota; Metazoa; Chordata; Actinopteri; Toxotidae. Gene Ontology annotation, biological process: protein import into peroxisome membrane.